UUCAAAUCUGAACCCAACCAAACACUGAAAAAUGCUCCUCCUCGGAAUAUCAUCCUUGACGUUAACGUUGCUGUGCUUCUCUUCCUGGUUUCUGUGGGGUGAGGCUCAAGUGCUGGCGACGUGUUCCAACACAGUGCCGUUAAAGCACCGCACCGACAACAUUUCCAUAACGGAGUUCGGUGGUGUGGGUGACGGACGCACCCUCAACACCAAGGCCUUCAGAGAGGCCGUGUACAGGAUUCAACAUCUGGCAAAGGAAGGUGGCACGCUCCUUUAUGUGCCUCCGGGGGUGUACUUAACGGAACCCUUCAACCUUACUAGUCAUAUCACACUGUACCUCGCUUCCGGUGCCGUCAUCAAGGCCACGCAGGAUUCGUCAAAUUGGCCUUUGAUUGCACCUUUGCCAUCUUAUGGAAGAGGAAGGGAGCUGCCUGGAGGAAGGUACAUGAGUUUUAUCCAUGGAGAUGGAGUUCAGGAUGUGGUGAUCACAGGUGAAAAUGGGACUAUUGAUGGGCAAGGGGAUGCGUGGUGGAAUAUGUGGAGGCAGAGAACUCUUCAGUUUACUAGACCAAACCUUGUUGAAUUUGUGAAUUCCAGGGAUAUUAUCAUUUCAAAUGUAACCUUCAAGAAUUCACCCUUUUGGAACAUACACCCAGUUUACUGCAGCAAUGUUGUUGUUCGAUUUGUCACAAUUUUGGCUCCACGUGACUCUCCUAAUACUGAUGGCGUUGAUCCAGAUUCAAGUUCAGAUGUCUGUAUAGAGGACUCGUACAUAUCCACUGGAGAUGAUCUUGUGGCUGUGAAGAGUGGAUGGGAUGAAUAUGGGAUUGCUUAUGGCCAUCCUAGCUCCAAUGUCACUAUCCGGCGGGUAAGUGGAUCCUCUCCAUUUGCUGGGAUUGCUAUUGGCAGUGAAACAUCUGGCGGGGUGGAGAAUGUAGUAGCUGAACACAUAAACCUUUACAACAUGGGAAUUGGUAUCCACAUUAAGACAAACAAUGGCAGGGGAGGGUAUAUAAAGAAUAUAAUAAUGUCUUAUGUGUAUGUUGAGGAAGCAAGGACUGGAAUAAAGAUUUCAGGUGAUGAUGGUGACCAUCCUGAUGACAAAUUUGAUCCUAAUGCUCUCCCUAUAGUGAAGGGUGUCACAGUAAAAAACGUGUGGGGUGUGAAGGUUUUGCAAGCUGGCUUGAUAAAAGGAUUGAAAAAUUCACCUUUCACUGAGAUUUGCUUGUCUGAUAUCAACUUUCAUGGAGUGACUGAACCUAGAACUCCAUCUUGGAAGUGUUCUGAUGUGUUUGGAUUUGCUCAUCAGGUUAGCCCUUGGCCAUGUUCUGAGUUUAUCAGCCACCAACAAGGAUCAUGUGCCAGUUACUCCUAAGAUUCACAGCAAUUUUUCCACUUUUUAGCUUUAUUGAU
This is a messenger RNA of Abrus precatorius (Indian licorice), 1413 nucleotides long. Its product is annotated as probable polygalacturonase. The transcript has 5 exons. Gene Ontology annotation, biological process: carbohydrate metabolic process. Gene Ontology annotation, molecular function: polygalacturonase activity. Bases 32 to 1375 code for a protein of 447 amino acids. The record is from RefSeq and is a predicted model, not a curated record. NCBI's taxonomy places the organism in Eukaryota, Viridiplantae, Streptophyta, Magnoliopsida, Fabales, Fabaceae.